This is a messenger RNA of Fusarium graminearum PH-1, 1463 nucleotides long. RefSeq names its product amino-acid permease inda1. Gene Ontology annotation, molecular function: amino acid transmembrane transporter activity. NCBI's taxonomy places the organism in Eukaryota, Fungi, Ascomycota, Sordariomycetes, Hypocreales, Nectriaceae. The transcript is spliced from 3 exons. Gene Ontology annotation, biological process: amino acid transmembrane transport. Gene Ontology annotation, cellular component: membrane. The coding region runs from base 1 to 1062 and encodes 353 amino acids. The record is from RefSeq and is a predicted model, not a curated record.
AUGGAGUCAAAGAGCUCCAGCGACAACCCGACUAACGUCGGCCAGGAGAAGGGCAACACAGUCACUGAGCAGUCUGGAGAUGUCCAAACUGGCGGCGGCUUCGCCUUCCAGGAGGAGUCCUACUGGACCCGAAACGGUCUCACCCUCGAGUCCUUUCAGCGACGCAAGGACACUACCAACGUUGAACUUGAUCGUCGUAUGAAGCCUCGCCAUCUUCAAAUGAUUGCUAUCGGUGGUUCCAUCGGUGCAGGUUUCUUCGUCGGUUCUGGAAAGGCUCUCUACAAUGGCGGUCCUGGAUCUGUUCUUAUUGACUUUUUGCUGAUCGGUGCUAUGAUCUUUAACGUCGUCUUCGCUCUUGGUGAACUUGCCGUCAUGUAUCCCGUGAACGGUGGUUUCUACAUCUACUCGUCUCGCUUCAUCGAUCCUUCUUGGGGUUUCGCCAUGGGUUGGAACUAUGUCGCACAAUGGGCUACCGUCCUACCACUCGAAUUGACCGUCUGCGCUGUCUGUAUCAAAUAUUGGAACGAAGAACUUUCAUCCGGAAUCUUCAUUGCCAUCUUCCUCGUUGCCAUUAUCAUCAUCAACAUCUUUGGUGGUAUCGGUUAUGCUGAGGAAGAGUUUUGGUCGUCCUGCCUGAAGCUUGGAGCUACCGUCGCCUUCAUGUUCAUUUCUGUUGUCCUGGUUUGUGGUGGUGGUCCCGACAACGGCCGCUACAACGAGUACUGGGGUGGUAGGCUUUGGAACGAGGACCCCGGUGCUUUCAAGAACGGCUUCAAGGGAUUCUGUUCAGUCUUCGUCACUGCCGCUUUCUCCUUUGCCGGUACUGAGCUGGUUGGUCUCGCCGCUGCCGAGUCUGAGAACCCUACCAAGGCCCUCCCCGGUGCCAUCAAGCAGGUUUUCUGGCGUAUUACUCUCUUCUACGUUCUCGGCCUUUCCUUCAUUGGUCUUCUUAUCAAGUCCACUGAUGAGCGACUCAACAUUUCCGGAUACGCCAACGCCAAGGCAUCGCCCUUGUCCUCGUUGGCGAGUAUGCUGGUCUUAACGGUCUCAACCACUUCAUGAACGUCAUCAUUCUCGAGUCGGUUCUGUCUCUUGGUGUGUCGUGUGUUUACGGUGGUUCCCGUACCCUGACUGCCAUGGCUCAGAACGGAUAUGCCCCCAAGAUGUUCGCUUACAUUGACCGUGGUGGCCGUCCCCUCAUCUCCGUCCUCGUCCACAUCCUCAUGGGUUUCAUCGCCUUUGUCAACCUUGACCCCAAGGGUGGAGAGAUCUUUGAUUGGCUCCUUGCUCUUUCUGGUCUCUCAACCCUCUUCACCUGGGGUUCCAUCUGCGUUGCCCACAUUCGUUUCCGUAAGGCUUGGGCCCGACAGGGUCACACUCUGGACGAGAUUCCUUUCCAGGCCGCCUUUGGUGUCGCUGGCUCGUACUUUAGUCUUGCUCUGAUCAUUCUCGUCCUUAUCGCU